AUGAACAUUGACUUAAGGCUAAAGAUUGACACUGGAGCCCAGAGUGAUAUCUUGCCUGUCAACCUUUUCAAAAAGAUGUUCCCAGAACACAUGACACAAGAGGAUAAAGUCAAAGAAGGAAUCCUCACACCAAGUGAUGUAAUCCUCACUGCGUACGGAGGUACCAGGAUUCCACAACUGGGCAAAACAACAAUCACAGGGACACACAAAGGAAAAAUAAUCAAGUGUUCUUUUUAUGUCAUAAAAACCGAAGGACCAGCAAUUCUUAGACUCAAUACCUGUAAAAAUCUUAAUAUUGUGUCAAUCAAUGGUGAAGUGAAGGCAGCUCCAAGCAGGAUUGACAGUGAUAUGCCUAUCAAAGACCGACCACCAAUCACAAACAAAGAGGAACUGAUAAGCAUGUACCCUGAAUGCUUUGACGAUACAGUCGGGUGUUUUGUGAAAUGUCGAUACCAUAUAACAGUCGACCCCAAUAUCAAACCAAUUGUUCACCCAGCUCGCCGCGUCCCUCUAGAACUAAAAGAGAAGCUGAAGGCAGAGUUGGACAGAAUGGAAAAAAAGAAAUAA
Molecule: messenger RNA, 567 nt
Organism: Octopus sinensis (East Asian common octopus)
Lineage: Eukaryota; Metazoa; Mollusca; Cephalopoda; Octopoda; Octopodidae
Exons: 1
Coding region: 1-567 (188 amino acids)
Source: RefSeq, a predicted model, not a curated record